AUGGAGCAAAAUGAUGAUGAAAGAACCAUGACAGAGGAACCACAAGGUGGCGAAGUCAAGCUCAGUCAAGGACAAGCUGCCUACCUGAAAGAAAUCGAGAAGGAGAGAAACAAGUUAUGGCAACAGUUACCAAAUCAAUAUGAAGCUUUCGUAAGGGCCUUGGAUGAAGUAUUAGAAACGAAAAUUAAGGAUGAAAAGGAGCGCUUACGAUUUCUGGUGAAGUACACAAGUGGAGAUGUUCAGGUACUUGUAGAAAGUUGUCAAAAUGAGACUGACAGCCAAGGCUGUAAAGAGGCAAGAAGGUUACUUAAAGAACGUUUUUGGCAAUAUCAUCCUGAAGCAGUUCACAAUGAAGAAGAGCUACAACAGCACUGGGAAGAAGAAGAACUGGAACAAACGGAUGAUGAGUUAUCAGAGCAAAUACUAGAGGAUGAAGCGGAGCAAACAGAACAGAAGAAGAAGCCAACUACUAGUGAUGCUAUCACCUCGCCUCAAGUAGCUGCUCAUAUUGGGGCCGGGGUAGAAGCUUGUAAUUUUUCUAUUUUACCAGUACAUAUACGUCAUGACGGAUCAAACAGUUAUCGCCUGAUGCAGCUGGGAUGUCUGGAUUCAGUGGCAAAUUCUACAGUCGCCUAUUCAUCCACCUCUCCUUUAACCUACUCGGCGAAUGGAACCGAUUUUACCUCACCAUAUUUCUCCACAAACCACCAGUACACCCCUCUUCAUCAUCAGUCCUUCCAUUAUGAGUUCCAGCACAGCCACCCGGCAGUGAACCCAGAUGCAUAUUCUUUGAAUAGCCUCCACCAUAGCCAACAAUAUUACCAGCAGAUCCACCAUGGAGAACCGGCAGACUUUAUCAACCUUCACAAUGCUCGAUCUCUCAAGUCCUCUUGUCUGGAUGAGCAGAGGCGAGAGCUGGGCUGUUUGGAAGCCUACCGUAGACAUGACCUCUCUCUAAUGAGCCAUGGCUCUCAAUAUGGUAUCCACCCAGACCAGAGAAUUCUGCCAGGUCCAAAUCUAGGGCUACAGCCCCCAGGUUCUGAUGACAUUCAGAACUCCGUGGAAGCACAAUGUGGAUUAGUUUUAAAUGGUCAAGGCGGAGUAAUACGGAGGGGUAGCACAUGCGUUGUGAAUCCGACAGACCUGUUUUGUUCUGUUCCUGGACGUUUGUCACUACUCAGCUCCACUUCCAAAUAUAAAGUGACCAUUGCAGAAGUGAAAAGGCGCCUCUCACCACCAGAAUGUCUCAAUGCUUCUCUCUUAGGAGGGAUCUUACGGAGAGCUAAGUCUAAGAAUGGAGGACGAUGUUUACGAGAGAAGUUGGACAGGUUGGGACUGAACUUACCAGCUGGCAGACGGAAAGCAGCCAAUGUCACCCUGCUAACCUCUCUGGUUGAAGGUGAAGCCCUCCAUUUGGCCCGGGAUUUCGGCUACACGUGCGAGACAGAGUUUCCAGCCAAAGCCGUGGGGGAACAACUUGCUCGGCAGCAUCUUGAGCCCAAAGAACAGACACCAAGGAAAAAGAUGAUUCUAGCAACAAAACAAAUCUGUAAGGAAUUUCAAGACCUCUUAAGCCAGGACAGAUCACCUCUGGGAUCUUCGAGACCAACUCCAAUUCUAGACCUUGACAUUCAGAGACAUUUAACACAUUUUAGCCUGAUCACACAUGGAUUCGGUACCCCUGCUAUCUGUGCUGCCCUCAGUAGCUUCCAAACUGUCCUGAGUGAAAUGCUCAACUAUCUGGAUAAGCACACGGUUACUAAAAACGGAGCUUCACCAGAGAAUGGCCAGGGCAAUAGCAACACAGAAAAAGGAACACUGCGGAAGAGCUUGGAUCCAUCUCAAAAAGAUGGGAAAAUCGAGAAAACAGAAUGAACUCAAUGAAUGAACUUUGAAGUCAGCCAGAGCUUUCCUGCUGCUGAAGUCCACUUAAAUGAAGUCGGUAUCUCUUGUAGGAAGACUAGAAGGAAGGAAACAAAAGCUCAAUGAUGGAGUCACUAUUUUUACAAUAUUGAAAUAUUUUGUGCACAGUUGUGCUGUUUAUAUAGUGUUUAUAGUGAUGCACAAUACAAUUUAACCACUGGAUACAAACGUGCGGUAUCUUCUUUCAGUUAAUGAUCUACGCAAUGUGCCAUAAACCAGCUCGACAUUCACAUCAUGUUAUAUGAUUUGACCUCCAAAUUCUUAAGAAGGUGGUGGCUCCAGUCACCUGUCAGAAACAAGGAAACUUCCACUUUUGCAGGCGUAGCUCCAAUCAGAGUCCAGUCUGUUUAAGUUCUGACCAACAAUAAUCAAAGGCUGAAAUACCUGCAGAUUUUUGAACUGACCGCAUUUCCACUUGUGUGCAUAACUGGACAGUAAAACAAAGGCUUUAAAUUAAUUUACUGACUUCAAUUAUUGUAACGAGUAGCUGAACCACUUGGCAUGAUAUCAUAAUUUAGCAGUCAAACAUUAUUAUGACAGAAAUCAUCGUAUAACAUAGCUGGCAAUAUAACUUCCAUGCAAAAGGAUCCGGACCUGAAACAUCACCUAGCAUGUUCUCCAGAGAUGCCAAUGGACCCACUGAGUUACUCCAGCACAUUGUGUCUUUUUCUUUUGUUGUAAACCAGCAUCUGCAGUUCCUUCAGUCUUCAAUUUGAACUUAAUUUAAUCACCUGAUACUGGAUUUUUUUUUGUUAAAAUGAAAUUAGGUAACUCUGCACCUUACAGUGUUACAUAUGUGAAAGUAACACUGUUGAUGUUGAUAUCUCAGCAUAUUUUGAACUUAGUGGGACUUAAAGCUACCGAUUAUUUCAUAAAGAUAUGACUGAUUCUAAGGGAAAUGUUGUUUAAUAUUUUUUUUUAAUUCAUAAAAAGUAUUAACAAUUUAACUUGCAUAUUUUGUAAACAGAUAAUUACAUUCCAAAAGAAAGGAAAAUGCCCAGCUGCAUCCAAGGCAAAGGAAGGCUGCUACUUUGCAUUAAACAUUUCAAUAGAGCUCACAAGUGUAUCUUAUCAAUGAUCAGGUGACUCUGUGCAUUUUUUAAACAAGGUUAUUUUCUUUCAGAAUUCCAGUAUGUGCAUUCCUUUUAUAAACCUAUUAUUUAAAGUGCCUGGCAAGGGUUUGAAUCCCACCAAGGGAGCUGAGAAGCUUUAGUGUUUAUUUGUUUUUAAUGUUAGCAAUGGUGAACCUGGAUUGGCAAAAACAAAAAUCUUUUAAAUCCAUUAGUUUACUAUUGUCCACCAGGAAGUGUAUCUGAAAUCUUUUUUUCUAUCUGGCUUAUUUGUGAUUCCAGGCCUGCAGCAAUGCAAUUGACUUUUAACUUUUCAUGAGAGGAAUAGAUCGGGUAGAUGCACAGAAUAUCUUGCCUAGAGUAAGGGAAUCGGGAACCAGAGGACAUAGGUUCAAGGUGAAGGGGAAAAGAUUUAAUAGGAAUCUGAGGAGUAACUUUUUCACACAAAGGGUGAUGUAUGGAACAAGCUGCCAAAGGAGGUAGUUGAGGCUGGGACUAUCCCAUCGUUUAAGAAGAAGUUGGACAGGUACAUGGAUAGGAGAGGUUUGGAGGGAUACGGACCAGGCGCAGGCAGGUGGGACUAGUGUAGCUGGGACAUGGUGGCCGGCGUGGGCAAGUUGGGCCAAAGGGCCUGUUUCCACACUGUAUCACUCUAUGACUAAAACUGCUCUCUGAUAUGGCCUAGUUUACCAUUAAGCUCAGUAAUAUUUAAGGAAAGGCAAUAGAUUGCCUUGCUCUCAUCCUGUGAAUAAAUAAAUACAGGCUGUCCCCAUUAAUAACUGGGUUCCAUUUUUACAGAUGUCCAUGCAUAGAUUUUGUCGAUGUCAGAAAAUACAUAAGAAUAACUCUAUGUGAUACCAUACCUCCAUUGCAAUGAAUGUCACCAGAGGCACACAAGAGUGUUAAGAAUGAACAGUUACUUUCAAUGGAGAGAGAGAGGAACUAGUUUUGCUGCUCAAAGGAAUGAAUAGAUGUAUGUACUUCAGACUUUUGAACUUGAUUUUUUUUUUAUUAUGGAGGCUCACUCAUAUGUAGCGGCAGCUAUAGGUUGGGUGUUUGUAAUCUGGGGUUUGUCUGUACAUUAAAAAAAAGGACCUUUCCCCAAAUAUUUAGUGUCAGAUUUCAAGCAAACUUUAAAUAAUUCUGUUUUCCUGUUCCUGGUUAGUUUUGGCACAUAUCUAUUAGACCCAUUUAUGAAAAUAUUUUUCCAUUGCAUUUCUUCAUGACAUUGCUGCACUGUUCGAGUUAUACAUCAUGGAAUAUACAGCAUGUUCAUCCUACCACAUCUACACUAAUAAUCAAAGUCUACAAUAAUCCCAUUUUCCCUGCUCAAACCCAUCAGGUUCCCUCCCACAAUUUUCCAACCACUCAUCUGUACUAGGGGCAAAUUGUAAUAGAUAAAUAACCUUCAAGCAGCACAUUUCUGGCAUGUAGGAAGAACACUAGGGGAAGCCCAUGCAGUCACGGGGAGUACUAAUAAAAACCACACAAAGUCAAGAUUGAACCUGGCGCUCUGGAGCUAUCAGGAAGCAGCAGUAACAACUGUGCCACUGUGCCCUCGACUGUUAUCCUGCACCAUCUUUCCUCAACAUGAUUUACUUUGUAUGGUUUCACUCCCCCUUUUUCUAAAUAUAGCAGGCACACCCGCAGAAUCAUGUUUUUCUUUCUGGUCCCACAAUACCUCUCUGGUGUUCAUCUUUCCAUAAAAGCCUGAAUACUCUCAUUUAUAUUUUGGUCCUAAUGAUGUAAUUUAGUUUAGUUUAGUUUAGUUUAGUUUAGAGAUACAGCACGGAAACAGACCUUUAUGCGCACCGAGUCUGCGCUGACCAGCAAUCCCCGUAAGCUAGCACUAUCCUAUAUACUAGACAAUUUACAGUUUUUUUUCUACUGAUGUCGAUUGACUUACAAACUUGUACGACUUUGAAACUGGAGAACCCAGGGAAAACCCAUGCGUUCAUGGGAAGAACAUACAAACUACAGACAGCACCCAUAGUCAUGAUCGAGCUCGGGUCUCUGGCGCUGUAAGGCCGCAACUCUACCACUGCGCCACCGUGUCGCCCCCUGUAACAACAUAUUAUUACAGGUUGCUAUGUCCAUAUUAACAAGUAUAUUCAAGUUGGAUAUUGAGAAUAAGCACUCUUCACCCCAUCACUUCCCUUGACUUUGUGAUGAUGUCCAUGGGACAUAAUGAAACAAUCGAUGAAUGAUUGGAGUUAGUGAUGGCUAGGGAAAAUAUUGUGUGAUGAGUUGGAAGUUAAUUCUGCCAUUUUCAUGCCAUGGUAUAAAGUUUGUUCCUUUGCACAAUUUCUUAAGGGCCUGUCCCACUGUACGAGGUAAUUCAAGAGUUCUCCCAAGUUCUCCCCUGAUUCGAGCUCGUGUAGUGUUCGUAGCAGGUACAGAGGAGCUCGUGGGUGUCACAUAGCGGCUCGUACGAGUAACAGUAGGUACUUGGGAAAUCCGGUAAACUCAUGAUGUUUUUCAACACUGAAAAAUGUCCAUGAGGAAAAAAAUACUCGUGAUGAAAAAAUGUUUUACUUUUUACUCGUACGAGCCCCUACACAAGCUCGAAUCAGGGGAGAACUCUGGAAUUACCUUGUACAGUGGGAAAGGCCCUUUAUCUUCCUCCAUGACAAUCUGCUGAAGUUGAAGGAAAUCAUACAAAUCAUACAAAUAUUUUGUUUCCUGUUUCACUCCAAAUCUUCUCGCACUAUAACAUUUCCUGCCUCUGUCUGUAUUUUAACCUUUCUACUUGUCGGGUGUUUGCCUAUUAUUUUUCAAGUCAAGUCUCAAGUUUUUUCCAUCGGUUUCAUCGGUAAUGAACUAUAUUUUCUCUAAAACUCAAUAUAUUUUGCACUAAAUUUUACUCACCCAUUAUAAGCAGCACAAUGGGAGAGUGGUAGAGUUGCUGCUUUACAAUGCCUGAGACCCAGGUUUCCUCUGAAUGCUCCAGUUUCCUCCCACAAAACAAAGACUUACAUGUUUGUAGGUUAAUUAGCUUCUGUAUAUUGUACAUUGUCCCUAGUGUAUAGGAUAGUGCUAGUGUACGGGAUGUCCGCUGGUCGGCGCCGCCUCAGUGGGCCGAAGGGCCUGUUUUCACGUUGUAUCUCUAAACUAAACUAAAAUUAUGCCAAUGGAUAUCAUGAAACAAGAGAUUGAACAACAAAUGAUUAUCAUUAAUCUGCAGUUUGAGGCAAAACAUCCAUGCAUUUCUCUCCUUCCAAUUUUUUUCCUUUUACCCCAUCCCAUCUCAUCAUCACUCCUGUUUCACCUCUCUAUCAAGGGUUUUGGAAAUGUAUCUGCCUUGGACAGGCUAUACCAAUGAAUGAUAUUGGUUCACUAAAUCAAACUCAAAAUGUAUUACUUGGACAACAAACACUUCAAUUAAGUAUAUUUUAAGUAUACUGUGAGCUCUAUUAUUAGUUAUGGGCUAUUUUCCAAACACUGAUUUGUCAUGUGAAAAUAGAUAUUUAUCCAAAGCUAAUCUAUUGAAAUGUAAUACAGCCAUCUGGCCAUGGAUUUUUUCUCUUUGUGAAUACAGCUGAAAGUUAAGUAAGCUUCUUAUCGUUGAAUAUGUUGUUUACCCUCAAGGUUAUUAGAGCUGGGUGGCAUUGUGGCAGAUUGAGACAGAAUAACCUUGGGAGAUGGUGGAAAAAAAUUCAAGAAAAGUAACCUGAAAACAUUCAGUGUCAUAAAUGCGCUGUAAGUGGCAAGGCUUCCUCAAUGGAAUCUGAACUUUCCUGUUGACUUAUUCACUUAUUUUUAGUGAAGGUGAACACCAAAGUUGAGACGGAGUCGGAGAGACAGAAUAAAGAAUAUCCCUUUUCACCAGAGAUGCUGCCCGACCCGCUGAGUUACUCCAGCUUUUUGCGUCUAUCUUCGUAAAGAAUGUAGCCUUUGGUUCCUACCCUUGUUCUUAGGAAGAAGGUCACAACAGGUGACAGAACGUUCAUAUUUUAUCAUGCUUCUUAUCUCUAAGCACACACUUUUUUGAUCCACAACUGCAUAUAGAAAGACAAUAUUAUAAUUCCCAUGAUAAUGAACCAUGUUAUUUGUGCUUAGCUGAAACACCAUUUUGUUGCAUGCUGUGUCAGGAGUAAGCUUUAAUGGGGAAAAUAUAUUGUUCUUUUUAAAUCCAUUUAGGCUACUCAGCAAUAUUUGUUUUAAUUAAUUUGAUUUAAUUUUGAUUUAUUUCAAAGGCUUGGAACUCUGGAUGGCCGAAUCUGAUUUAGGCCUUGAAUAAUAAGUAUUAUCAAUUACAAUAGCGGACUGAAAGACCUGAUAGGGUACAACUCUGAGAAAUAAAUACUUUCGCCAGAAUUUAUGACUACUACCUAAAGAAAUGUUUUCCUUAGAAGAUUUUGCUUCCUGGAAAUGAGUUAUGAAUAUCACCAGUCCUAUACCACUUCAUUAUUUGUAUAUUCCAACUAAAAAAACUGUUUAAAACUGAAAUGAAAAGUGGUUAGCCUCAUUAACUUGGAAUGACUAUCCCUCUUAUCAGCCAAGCAUCUCAGCUUAAUAAUGCCCAGCACAGCCCACUGUGUCAUAUUUAUAUGAAUCUGAAGAGGUGACUGACCUGAAACAUCGCAUAUUCCUUUUCUCCAUGCGUUGCAGCCUGACCCGCUAAGAUACUCCAGCAUUUUGUGUCUAUCUUCAUGUCAUAUUUUAUAUCCUUCCUCCUAACCACCAUUCAUUCUUGCACUUUUUUCACUUUUGUGUUUGCUAUAUUAUUAAAACAUGAAGGUUUCACAGGCAAACAACAUUAAGCACUAGUCCAGGUGUGACAGGGAGGGAAUUUAAAGACCGUAAAUUUACAUGUGAGAAUAAUCUGACACUUUGAUCCUCCACCCAUGAUAUAAAAGGCCUUUGAUUCACUCAACCAGCUCUGAGAACAGAGAAGGAAUGCUCCAUCUUUCGACCCUGGCACCAUGUUGACCUUCAUUUACCCAACCAUGCAAUUCAGUUAGUAAUGUUCACAAAGCCAGCCACAGCCUAGUCUGCAUGCCCGUCCCUUACAAAAGCAUUGAGAAAUGAGACAAACGAAAAGUAGAGAUGAUUUAAGGAAAAUUGUAAAUAAAAGAUUCCAAGAGCACAAAGAACAUAUCCCCAUACCUGAUGUAAGAAAAUUAGAAUAACAUUUUAAUAUUUUAUGUGGUUUCAAGAUGGCAAUGCCAUUCUUUAUGAAUUGCUAAACAUCCAUAACACGGAGGGUUAAAAUAGCGUGGUCUGAUGAGUUGCCUAUGAGAUUUGGUUAAUGCACCGUGGUAAUCAGGGUUUUUGGCAGACUGAAAGCUUGGUUUUCUUAAUGUAAAUUAAAGAAAUGUAGCAGCUUGCACAGUGCUGGCUGUUUUUUUUUUUUUCUACUGUUGCAUUCUAUAAUAUGUAUUGUACAUGAACUGUUGUAUUUGUAAUCUAAUAUAUGUGUGCACUUGUUCACAAAUAAAAAACAAAAGUUCUAAAUGUUGUCCAACAUGAAGGUAAAAAGUUAUUUAAUUCGAUCUUUCUAUUCAGAGCAAGAUUUCAAUCUUAUACUUUUUUAACAAUACCAGCUUACGCUGAGAUUUGUGCAAGAGCAUCAACCAUUGAAAUGUCCCAGGGAAAUCAACAUAAGCAAAUGAUAGAAAAUUGGGACGAAAAUAAUUGUGUUUCACCAAGAAAAAUGUGUUUGCAUGUGCUAUGGUUUCCGUGAUAGAUUCCUCAGGUUUGCAUUUUGUGUCUCUUGAGUCUCUUGGAUGCUCUGAAUAGGCAUUAAGGGCCUGUCCCACUUGGGCAACCUAAUCCGCGAGUUCUGGCGAUUUUGCCCUCGACCCAUACUCGCAGCAUGGUCGACACGAGGUCGAAGCUGGUCUUUCUAACUCUUCUUCAUGCUCGAGAGUGGUCUCUGCGUACUCAAGGCCUCAGCUAGGUCGCGGCCUUUUUUUUCAAUAUGUUAAAAAAUGCCCACAAGUAAAAAAAGGUAGCCAUGGAAAAAAUCGAUACUUUUUUUACUCGUAGGUUUAGUCGUAGUAGGUCAUGGUAGGUCGGCAUGUUAGUCAUAGGUAAUCGAGUUCUGUCAAAGGUAGUCAAAGGUAGUCAUAGAUAAUCUUCAUCGAAGGGAGGUUGAAGGAGGUCAUCUUCACUCUCCACUAUUCGGUGUCCAAUUUCCCCGAGGUUAGUCGUAGCUAGUCGUAGCGAGUCGAAGCUGGUCUUCAACAUAGUCGAAGGAGGUCUUCUACAUAGUAGAAGGAGGUCUUCAACAUGAAUACAUUGUUGUGAAAAACUGAUGGAUUGAAGCACACCAUACUAGGAAACCCUUUUACUAUUAUUUCAUUCUAUUUACUAACAUCAUAAUCCUACAGAGAAAUGGUAAUACACUGAUCUAAUGUAUCGUUACAUUUGCAGAUAUUGUUGGAACAAAAACAUUUUUCCAUUUUUAUAAACUUGGCCAUUUUUUCAUUAUUCCUGUUUCAGACAAUUUAGAACUGAUUAUUUCUUCCAAGUGUUGUAAAUUGUAGUGUUCAGAGAACAUUGAAAUGGGAUUUUAUUCAGGGGAUAGUCUACACAUAAGCAAGAUUUUCAAGAAGCGAAGUUUAUAAUUUCUUUGGAAACCGCAGGUGUUUUUGAAACUGAGAAUACAAGCACAGACAUAUAUACUUUACAUGAAUAUUUCUGAAACACACUUCCACAGGUGGAGUUUCACACAAUCGCACAAUAUCAGAAAAUUAAAAAAACUGCUGCAAGUGCUCAGCGAGUCAGGCAGAAACUGUGGAGGCCCUGAUACAUUUUCUCGACCCUUUGGCUCCACAGAGCUACCUGACCUCCUGAGUUCCUCCAGCAGUUUAUUUUUUGCUCCACAUUCCAACCUCUGCGGCAUUGUUACUUAUUUGCAUAUCUUUCAUUCAUAUGUUCUAUAUUUCUCUACAUCACCAUCUAUAUAUGUUGCUUCCCAUUCCCCUGACUCUUAGUCUGAAGAAGGGUCUCAACCUGAAACGUCACCAGGGAACAUUUCAGUUUCCUCCAGAUUUCAUUAAAUUAUAAGCAUUUUCAAAAAGUAUAUCCCUGCUUACAUUUUAUUGUAUAAUGAAGAAACACACUCAUUGAAAGCAAAAUAAAAUGUUAAUGAAAUUGAUUGGAAUUUGUGAUUUCAGUGCUCCUCUUUUCUUUGGCAUGAAUUAAAAUAAGAACUCCUUCACAUGCAUGGUUCUUCCUCACACAUCCAGUAGCAGCCAUUCCCAUGAGAAGUAUGCACUGGAAAUUCAAUCAUGAACUGUUCGAUAAUUUUUGGAUGGAACGUAGUGCAUCAUGCCCAUGAAUAUUUCUGAAAUACACUCCCACAGGUGGAGUUACCCACAAACACACAA
Messenger RNA from Leucoraja erinaceus (little skate), 10330 nucleotides. It is a transcript of the gene tfap2d, whose product is annotated as transcription factor AP-2 delta (activating enhancer binding protein 2 delta). The record is from RefSeq and is a predicted model, not a curated record. Bases 1 to 1875 code for a protein of 624 amino acids. Gene Ontology annotation, cellular component: nucleus. Gene Ontology annotation, biological process: regulation of cell population proliferation; anatomical structure development; regulation of transcription by RNA polymerase II. The transcript is spliced from 10 exons. Lineage: Eukaryota; Metazoa; Chordata; Chondrichthyes; Rajiformes; Rajidae. Gene Ontology annotation, molecular function: DNA-binding transcription factor activity, RNA polymerase II-specific; RNA polymerase II transcription regulatory region sequence-specific DNA binding.